UCAUAGCUUCUUUAUUUAAUUUUCUUGUACCAAUUUUUUAAUGCAUUCGGUUCAAACCCAUAGUAAUGAAAAAGAUGGCCUUACCACAUUUUUUGCUGCAUUUGUUGUUAUGGAGACCUGGUCUUACAGACAAGACAUCACACCCUCUGCUUUUUCAUGUUCACGUUGAUAUGCUUCACCACCCUCUUCGUACUUAACUUGUUACUUGUCACACACCCAUGUGGAGAGGAAAGUACACUGCUUAGUUCAUGAGUGAUAUUUGAGAGUUUUCUAUUGAUUUUCGCAUUCCUGGGAUGUAUCUUUCAAAGAGUUUCAAGCAUGAAAUUGUUUUCUUCUUGUGGUUCUGCUUCUGUUUGCUACAUGCUGCUGGGCAGAAUAACAUCACUGCUCCCGAUGAAGUUGAAGCAUUGAAAGCCAUUAAGAGAAGUUUGAUUGAUACUAAUGGAAAUUUGAGCAAUUGGAAUAGAGGAGACCCAUGCACAUCAAGGUGGAAAGGAGUUUUGUGCUACAAUGAAACACAAGAUGAUGGCUAUCUACAUGUUGAAGAAUUGCAAUUGCUGAGACUGAACUUGUUCGGAACUUUGGCACCAGAGAUUGGCAGAUUAACUUAUAUGAAAAGAUUGAACUUUAUGUGGAACAACAUAAGUGGGAGUAUUCCGAAGCAAGUUGGCAAUAUCACACGUUUGGAACUCUUGCUCCUGAAUGGAAAUAAUUUAACAGGUUCACUACCAGAGGAGAUUGGCUAUCUUCCAAACCUGAAUAGAAUACAAAUUGAUCAGAACCAAAUAUCAGGCCCUAUACCUAAGUCAUUUGCAAACCUGAACAUGACAAAGCAUUUUCACAUGAACAAUAAUUCACUUAGCGGGCAAAUUCCACCGGAGCUUUCCCGAUUACCAAACCUGGUUCACCUUCUUCUCGACAAUAACAACUUAUCAGGAUAUCUUCCCCCUGAGCUGUACAAAAUGCCAAACUUACUUAUCAUUCAACUUGAUAACAAUAACUUUGAAGCAAAUAGCAUUCCUGAUACAUAUGCGAACAUGUCAAAGUUGUUGAAGAUGAGCCUUAGGAAUUGCAGCUUGCGAGGACCCGUUCCUGAUUUAAGCAGGAUACCUCACCUUCUUUAUCUUGACCUCAGUUUCAACCAGUUGAAUGAAUCGAUUCCUCCCAAUAGGCUGUCUGAAAAUAUCACAACCAUUGAUUUAUCAAACAACCAACUUACUGGAAAUAUUCCAUCCUACUUUGCAGAUCUUCCACGUCUUCAGAAAUUGUCACUUGCAAACAAUUCAUUGGAUGGCAGUGUUUCUUCCUCCAUUUGGCAGAAUAAGACUUUAAAUGGAACAGAAAAAUUUCUCUUGGAGUUGGAAAAUAAUAAUCUUACAACCAUAUCAGGCAGUAUCAAUCUUCCUUCAAAUGUCACAGUUGGGCUUGAUGGAAAUCCCCUUUGCUCAAAUAUAACCCUGAAUCAGUUCUGUGGAUCUGAAGGAGCUACUGAAACAAAUGGCUCGUUCACAAAUUCCAGUCCUUGUCCCACUCAAGCAUGCCCUCCUCCUUAUGAAUACUCUGUGAAUUGUUUCUGUGCGAUUCCAUUAAUCGUUGACUAUCGGCUGAAAAGUCCUGGAUUUUCAAAUUUUCUUCCAUAUUUGAAUGAGUUUAAGGACUACAUGACUACUGGAGUUAAAAUAUCUACCAAUCAGCUAGAAUAUAAAUUUUAUUGGCAACCAGGACCUCGACUAACAAUGGAGUUGAAGUUUUUUCCUGUAUAUGUUGAUAACACUAGUGAUCAUAUUUUCAAUAGAAGUGAGCUGCAACGGAUCACAACCAUGUUUACAGGAUGGCUAAUUCCAGACAAUGAUACGUUUGGGCCUUAUGAACUGAUUGGGUUCGAUCUUUUGGGUCCUUACCAGGAUGAGAUUGGCAAGAGUUCAAAAUCAGGGAUAAGUACGGGUGCAUUGGUUGGCAUAGUCAUAGGGGCAAUUGCCUGUGCAGUGACAUUAUCUGCAAUUGUUACCAUUCUUAUAUUGAGAGUAAAAUUGAAAGAUUAUCAUAGCAUUUCCAAGAGACGUCAUGCAUCAAAGAUCUCAAUAAAAAUUGAUGGUGUAAGAGCCUUUACUUAUGGAGAGUUGUCCUCUGCUACAAACAAUUUCUCUGCUCAAGUUGGACAAGGGGGCUAUGGGAAAGUUUAUAAAGGUAUUCUUUCUGAUGGCACAGUCGUUGCCAUAAAACGUGCACAAGAGGGAUCCCUGCAAGGUGAGAAGGAGUUCCUUACCGAAAUAUCAUUACUGUCAAGGUUACAUCAUCGCAACCUUGUGUCUCUGAUUGGAUACUGUGAUGAAGAAGGUGAACAGAUGCUAGUAUAUGAAUUUAUGCCGAAUCGCACAUUGAGGGAUCACCUUUCUGUUACAGCCAAAGAACCUCUGACUUUUGCCAUGAGAUUGAAGAUUGCGCUAGGGGCAGCUAAAGGUCUUAUGUAUCUACACACAGAAGCUGAUCCUCCAAUAUUUCACCGAGAUGUAAAGGCCAGCAACAUCUUAUUGGACUCUAAGUUUGCCGCCAAAGUGGCUGAUUUUGGACUUUCACGGCUUGCUCCAGUUCCAGAUAUGGAAGGAGUUGUGCCUGGUCAUGUAUCUACAGUGGUAAAGGGGACCCCGGGUUACCUUGAUCCAGAGUACUUCUUGACUCACAAGUUAACUGACAAGAGUGAUGUUUAUAGUCUUGGCGUGGUAUUUCUGGAACUUUUGACUGGGAUGCAACCUAUCUCACAUGGCAAAAAUAUUGUUAGAGAGGUCAACGUUGCAUAUCAAUCUGGCGUGAUAUUUUCAAUCAUCGAUGGACGUAUGGGGUCUUAUCCAUCUGAGCAUGUGGAGAAGUUUUUGACUCUGGCCAUGAAGUGUUGUGAAGAUGAGCCGGAGGCACGGCCUAGAAUGGCAGAAGUGGUCAGAGAGCUUGAAAACAUAUGGUCUACUAUGCCGGAAUCAGAUACCAAGAGAGCUGAAUUUGUAUCCAGUGAUUCUGGCAAAACAGACAGUAACAGCACACCAUCUUCAUCAUCUGCUAUGAAGACUCCUUUUGUAUCAGGAGAUGUGUCAGGUAGUGACCUUGUUAGUGGAGUAAUACCAAGCAUCAAGCCAAGAUAGAAACUAUACAAGUUGAGAAUGAAACUAUUAUCAAUGUGAGUUUGCCAUUGUCCUGUGCAUUAAAUAAUGAGAGCACAUGGUACUGCAUUCUCUUCUUUGUACAAUGUGUAUACUUACUGAUGGAGCACUGGCUGGUACAUAGCAUAUCGAUUUUGUACACCAUUUUAGCUUAAAGGUAGUUUAUGUAGUUCUAGUUAAGUACUGGGAAUUGAAUUCCUCUUGAACCAUGUUUAUAAAUUAAAAGUUUUUUGUUACUUGUAUUGAUACAGUAGAUUAUAAAUAAUUUAUACUAUAAAUUAAAAGGACUUCAAAA
Molecule: messenger RNA, 3447 nt
Organism: Cajanus cajan (pigeon pea)
Lineage: Eukaryota; Viridiplantae; Streptophyta; Magnoliopsida; Fabales; Fabaceae
Product: putative LRR receptor-like serine/threonine-protein kinase At1g06840
Biological process (GO): protein phosphorylation
Molecular function (GO): protein binding; protein kinase activity; ATP binding
Source: RefSeq, a predicted model, not a curated record